AUGCAGUCAUGCAAUCCUGUCGCCACUCCAGUUGAUACCAAUGCUAAACUCGGUGCUUCGGGUGAUGUGUUUCAUGACCCCACUCUUUACUGCAGUCAUGCUGGGGCACUCCAAUAUCUCACCUUCACUCGACCGGAUAUCACAUAUGCUGUUCAGCAGGUGUGCAUGCACAUGCACCCCCCCACGCAAUCUCAUUGGAAUGCCUUAAAGCGGAUAAUUCAAUAUAUUAAAGGCACAUAUUUGUUUGGUAUCACUUUGGGCUGCUAUUUCACUCCUUCUCUAACCGCUUACACAGAUGCUGACUGGGCGGGUUGCCCUGAUACGAGACGGUCUACUAGCGGCUACUGUAUCUACUAUGGUGAUAAUCUGCUUUCCUGGUCUUCUAAGCGUCAAACUACCGUCUCCAGAUCCAGUGCAGAAGCCGAAUAUCAUGCUGUUGCAAAUGUCGUUGCUGAAAUCUGCUGGCUUCGUAACCUCCUUCUCGAGCUGUAUCAGCUGUUAUCUCGUGCCACUCUCAUCUAUUGUGACAACCAAAGGAAGGCAUAUAGUUUUGCACAUUUAGCUUAG
Helianthus annuus (common sunflower) is the source of this 567-nucleotide messenger RNA. RefSeq lists its product as uncharacterized. Lineage: Eukaryota; Viridiplantae; Streptophyta; Magnoliopsida; Asterales; Asteraceae. The transcript has 3 exons. The record is from RefSeq and is a predicted model, not a curated record. The coding region runs from base 1 to 567 and encodes 188 amino acids.